Messenger RNA from Linum trigynum, 3390 nucleotides. The record is from the annotation of a GenBank genome assembly. NCBI's taxonomy places the organism in Eukaryota, Viridiplantae, Streptophyta, Magnoliopsida, Malpighiales, Linaceae.
CAAUGGUUGUCUGACGUUAUGGGGUAAAAGCGGGAUCUCUAUUUCGAGGGUGGGGGAUAGGCGAGUAGCACUUUUAAUAUGAGUAUUAGGCGAGAUAAGAUAGGUCUGGCAAAGUAUCUAGAUAAUUUUGAGUCUACUAUAUAUAUAUGCUUAUGUCUUCGGUGCACUCACAUUUUUGGGUGCAUUCAAUGCACUCGCUUCAUAUUUAUCAUUAUGAGUAUGCGAUUCAUGUCAAAACAAUGUUAAUCAUCACGUAUGAUACGAUGAAAAAGAAACCCCAUGAAUUAGCACAUAAAUUAUUCAAAAUUUACAUUAAUUUGAAGAAAUUAUGGUUUAUAGAUUUAGGGUUAGGGUUAGGGUUCAUGAUUUGGGGUUUAGGGCAAAAGUUCAAAAUUGAAGGUUUAGGGUUUAGGGUAAUGCAUUGAUUAGUUGUGAUCUUAUAUUAUAUUAUCAUAUUACACUAAUCUUACCAAUUAAAAUAAAAAUUUGAUGUCUUAAGACUACUUUUAGAGUUGGGUGCAUUGAAUGCACUCAUUUUUGUGAGUGCACCGAAGUAGCCACCAUAUAUAUAUAUAUAUAUAUAUAUAUAUAAAAUAUCAAGGUAUACUAUCUUUGCAUUUUACUCAAGAUACGAUAGAAGAUAGGUAUGACAAAGUAUUUGCAUAAAUUAGAGGUUAGAGAAUUAGGGAUUAGAGUUCACCUAUUAGAAGUUAGGGUAUAGUAUCAUGCCCCAAAAAACUCCGAAGUCUAAAUAGUAAAACUCAAUGGUCGUGUGGUAGCGUGUGUGUGGUUCAGGUUGCCGUACGCUAAAUACUAGUGUUUUGGCUGACAAAUUUUGACAUAAGUUAUAAAUGGGACGUGACAGCGACAUAAUUAUGAUUAGAAAACCGAAGCAUCAAAAGUGAGUGUGCUAAAUAUUGGAAAUUUUCAAUAUAGACAUACUACAAACUCUUUUAUGAAUAAAGAACACAAAAUAUUUAGAAGAUCCAAAAUGAUUUAAAUAUAUAAAUAAGUUAAUUAAUAUAAAUUAUAAAAUAAAUCUCUCCGGCCAACGGGUCGGGUAAAAAGCUAGUAAUAGGAAGGAAAGUGCGUUUAGUACAUUCCUAUAGUCCUACUAGGCUACUACCUAUUAUGUAAAUAUUAAUAUAUGGAUGACCAAUGGCCUACCACAUUAGAUGCUCACUUGGGAGUUACAUGUAACUCCCAUUCCUAUAUUAUUAUCUCUAAUUUAUAUGCAUUGAUGUAAGGGUGUAGUGGUUACCAAAUGGUGCCUAUAAAUAGAGCACACUAUUGUAUCACAAAUGGAGUAUGAAUAAGAAGAACUAUUCCCCUCACUUCUUUUGUGUCUUUCCUCCUCCAAUCCUCUCUUGUAGUUGCUUACAUUUCCAUUAGUUUUAUAACACGUUAUCAGCACGAAACUCUUCCGUUUGAAAAGAUUAAAUUCACAAUUGUUCUGCUCAAGGUAUGUCGAUUCUCCCAAAUUGUUUCUUUUAUUGUCCUAUUUCAAUUUACAUAAUUUCAUUUAUUAAUCAACACAUGAAAUCUUUGUUUGAGAAUGCAAAGGUAUAAUUUCCUUCUUAAUAUUUUUUUUUUAUUUUGAAAUUCGAAUUUAUUUAUAUAUUUGUAAAAAUAUCAAAUUGAUAUAUCAUGGGUCACAUAAGUCGUUUGUCUUGAUAGUAAUCUAUAUUUAUUUAUUGAAUUUUGACUUUAAUUUGUGUAUAUUUUUAUGAUAGUAUGUCGAACCUUUCAAAGCUUGAGUUUGUGGCUCUUGAUGUCACUGGAAAGAAUUACCUAUCAUGGGUGCUAGAUGCUGAAAUUCAUUUAGCUGCCAACGGUCUUGGAGACACGAUUAAAGAGGGCAAUGAAGCAUCAGAUCAAGACAAAGCUAAAGCAAUGAUCUUUCUUCGACAUCACCUCCACGAGGGAUUGAAGAAUGAGUAUCUUACGGUCAAAGAUCCACUUAUUUUGUGGACUAAUUUGAAGGAGCGGUAUGACCACCAAAAAACUGUGAUUCUUCCUAAGGCUCGUUAUGAUUGGAUGCAUUUGAGGUUACAAGAUUUUAAAUCUGUGAGUGAUUAUAAUUCGGAGCUAUUCAAAAUAACCUCACAACUACUGUUAUGUGGAGAAAAUAUUACUGAUGAAGAUAUGUUGGAAAAAACAUUCUCCACUUUUCAUGCAUCCAAUGUGCUCCUGCAGCAGCAAUACCGUGAGAAAGGUUUCAAGAAAUAUUCUGAGCUGAUUUCUUGUCUCCUUGUUGCUGAACAAAAUAAUGAGCUCCUAAUGAAAAAUCACCAAUCUCGUCCUACUGGUGCCGCCCCAUUCCCAGAAGCGAAUGCGGCGACGUUCACCCAAUAUCCUUAUGGGCAAAUACAUGGACGUGGACAUGGACGAGGACGUGGGCGUGGUCAUGCUCAUGCUCGAGGUCGUGGCCGUGGCCGAGAUCUUGGCCGUGGUAAUGGUCGUGGUGAAAGUUCCAAAAGCUCAUUUUUCCCCAGAAGUGGAAAAAAUGAUGGUAGGAGAAGCAAGGAACAAAGUGUUCAUGGUAACAAACACGUCGAAAAUGUGUGUUACCGUUGUGGUGGAAAAGGUCAUUGGUCUCGUACCUGUCGUACGCCAACACACUUGGUUAACCUCUACCAAGAAUCAUUGAAAGGGAAGAAGAUAGAAACCAAUUGUAUUUUUGAGGAAGAUGAUUCAGGAAAAGACUAUAAUGAUGCUACUCAUCUAGAUGUGUCCGACUUCUUUGCCCACCCUGAAGGAAAAAUAGAUCACCUGAUUGGUGAUGGGAAUGUUCGCAAGUGAAAAACUUAGCAUUUCCAUUUGAAAUUUCUAUUUCGUUGUCGCUUUGUUCACAAGUGAAAAGUUUGGGUUUCCCAUUUGAAAUUUCACUUUCUUUGUCGUUUUCCUUGAGUGUGUUUUUCCUAUUAAUGUGUCAGUUUAAUAUAAUUUCUCUUUAUAAUCCUUAUGUGGUUAAAUUUCAUCUAUUAUAAUCAUGUUAUUAUUUUUAUAUUUGUUUGGAGAUAUUUUCUUAUAUUGAUUUACUUUCUAUCUUUUGUGAAGAAUGAAUAUUCCCAUGCUUGGCACCAAGAUAAAAAACCAUGAUGUGUGUCUUAUUGAUAGUGCAUCGACACAUACAAUCUUGAAGGAUAAGAAAUAUUUUUCUCAUCUUGAAAUGCGAGAAGCAAAUGUUAGUACUAUAUCUGGAAGUACAAAUCUAAUUGAAGGCUCCGGAAGAGCUAGUGUAUUGUUACCAGAAGGAACCAAGUUGUAUAUCAAUGAAGCCUUAUACUCUUCAAAGUCCCAAAGAAAUUUAUUGAGUUACAAAGAUAUUCGCCGAAAUGGAUAUCAUAUUGAGACAAAGGAAGAAGAGAAUAAAGAGUAUAUUAUGAU